Molecule: messenger RNA, 1195 nt
Organism: Pollicipes pollicipes
Lineage: Eukaryota; Metazoa; Arthropoda; Thecostraca; Pollicipedomorpha; Pollicipedidae
Product: serine/threonine-protein kinase 40
Exons: 6
Coding region: 233-1180 (315 amino acids)
Biological process (GO): protein phosphorylation
Molecular function (GO): ATP binding; protein kinase activity
Source: RefSeq, a predicted model, not a curated record
CCCUGGGGCUCCGCUGGCUCGGUGUCGCUGGCACAAUAUUGCGUCGCGGCCCCAGUGGUCCCAGCCUUUCCUCAUCAUCAUGGCGGGGCGUUGUUAGUCUACCUCUUGGCUUCUGCCAUAAGGUAGCCAUUUUUCGGAAAUUCUGUGCGCGUGAGUGAGGGCAGUGUGUGAGCAGUAAAACUGCCUGAAGUGCCCAGAGAUCUCCCCCUGUCUGGCCUCGCGCAGUGCUGAGAUGAGUUUCCGGUCUAGAAAAAGAUCAUCUAGCUGCUGCUGCUCACAAGUUGUUCCUGUUGUCAACCCAAAGAAGAUACGGAUAUCUGAAGCUUUAGGCUCUUUGAAAGAAAAGGAUGUAUCAUAUCCUCCUGCUGGAACGCCAGUAGACCUGGUUCGAGUGAAGAAAGUUGGACCUUUCAUCCUGGGACCAGUUUUGGGAAAUUCUCCUGUCAAAAGUAUUGUUCAGUGCUUGGCAAGGCAAGAAAAAACAGACAAGUUCUUCACUGUCAAGAUAUUAAGCUUGAAGCCUCCUAGUGAGGAGACACAGGACGACCGGCAAGGCAAGAUGCUUUUGCAUACGGAAUACUCGCUUCUCUCACUGUUGCGAGGCCAGCAGGGGGUGAUUCAGCAUCAUGGACUUUACAAGGACAUCGCCCUGGAGGAGGUGGACACGAGCCGCGGCACCGUCUACUCGGGCCGCGCCGUGCAGCGCGUGGCGCUCGUGCUCGACUGCCUCACGCCGCACGACUUCUCACCCAGCGAGCACAUCAACCUGCAGCACUACGUCAUCCGCCAGAAGCGGCUGGCCGAGCAGGAGGCGCUGCUCGUCUUCAGCCACGUGGUGCGGGUAGUGGCCAUGCUGCAUAAGAAUAACGUGGUCCACCGCGACCUCAAGCUGGGCAACAUCGUGCUCAACCGGCGCACCAAGAAGGUAGUGCUGACCAACUUUUGUCUGGGCAAGCACCUGCUGAACGAGGACGACCUGCUGAAGGACCAACGCGGCUCGCCGGCGUACAUCAGCCCGGACGUGCUCAGCGGAAAGCCCUAUCUAGGCAAGCCGUCGGACAUGUGGGCGCUGGGCGUUGUGCUCUACACGAUGCUGUACGGCCAGUUCCCCUUCUACGACGCCGUGCCGCAGGAGCUGUUCCGCAAGAUCAAGGCUGCCGACUAUGUCAUCCCUGAGUAAGUGCACCAGCGGCGU